AUGAAACUCUUGAUACUUUUGAGUGUUUGUUUCUGGCCACUGCAGAGUGAAUGUGGAUAUCCAGAUGAUAAUUCCUAUGUCAAGAAUAUAUACUGGUGGAAGGAUGUAAACUUUGAAAAUUUACCCUUAAAAGAGGAUGCGUACAUCGGAAAGUACCCCUAUUACAUCCCAACCAAUAAUAAUAUUUUGGGAGUUUCUUACCAUGCUCAGAGUGGCCUGAUGUUUGCAUGCAUUGGAAGACUUAGAGAAGGUAUUCCUUCAACACUCAAUGCUUUUUGCAUAAGUGACUACUCCAAAGGUACUAGUCCUUAUAUCUGGGGCUUUCCGAACUACGAGGUCAACACGUUGAAGGCAUCAGAUUACGAUUAUGAAAAACAGCCAAGCUCUUACUAUCAAAAGGACCUCCGUAUCAUUUCGACGUAUCAUCCAACAAUUGAUGAUAGUUGCAAUAGGGCGUACGUUGUUGAUACAGGAGUUGUAAGGGCUAAGGAUGGUAAACGGUAUCAAGUGCAAAACCCCGCAAUAGUUGUCUUUGAACUACCAUCAAAUGGUUGCGUUUCGAGAAAUUUCCCAGUGAUUGUUAGAGUAGAGAUUCCAGAUAGUCUCUGGUACGAUUCUCUGGGAUUCGUGUACUUGACCAUAGAUCAUCAAACCAAGAAGGGUGGAUGUGACAAUCCAAUGCUAUAUAUAACGAAUAUUGUGGAUCGAUCUAUAAUAGUCUAUGACUAUAGUAAGAAUGAAUUUUGGAAAUUUGACAACCAUCCAUCUUUUGAUCCAGUUGAAAGUGAAACUUAUCUUGGGGACUAUCAGAUACGCUAUGGUGUUCUGAGCAUGACUCUUGGGUGGCCGGAUAAAAAGGGUAAUCGGAUUGUUUACUAUGCACCAGGAUCGACUCUUGCAUCCUACGCAACUACCACAAAAACCCUAAGGAAUCAAAAGAAAUCAUCAAGUACCCACGCUGAUGGGGAGUUCCGGAUGGUAGGGUACCAUGGGUGUGAUGGACAAAUUCAUCGUCAGUUCCUGGAUCUCAAUUGUGGUGUAAUGUUUUUCGCACAAAUGAAUUCGGGAGCUGUGAAAUGUUGGAAUGUAGCCAAACCCUUCAAUCCCAACUACAUAGGCGUGGUUUAUAAAUCCGACGAUCAAGAAUUAUUUACAGAUAUCCAAGUGGAUUCAGAAGGAUACCUCUGGAUGCACUCAUGCAAGGUCAAUGUGAUAUUUGGAUCGACGGAGGAUUUAGACCUGAGCGAGUACAAUUCCAGGACGCAUAGGGUUAAGGUAAUUGAUGCCAUUAAGGGGACCGUUUGCGAGAAUGAUUAUGGAAUUGGAGAUGAAAUAACCUGGCAGUACAUGGCACAUUAA
Molecule: messenger RNA, 1359 nt
Organism: Phlebotomus papatasi
Lineage: Eukaryota; Metazoa; Arthropoda; Insecta; Diptera; Psychodidae
Product: L-dopachrome tautomerase yellow-f-like
Exons: 2
Coding region: 1-1359 (452 amino acids)
Cellular component (GO): extracellular region
Source: RefSeq, a predicted model, not a curated record